AGAGCUGCCCCUAGUUGCGGAAGUGCCUCGCCUGGCUUGCUCAAGUCCUCUCUUCUCUUUCUCUCUCCGGAAACCUGGCUGUAGCUGGCCAAGGAGUUCUCGAUUAAAGAGGAAGGGGCAGUGCUCACAUUUCUGGGCAGGCGUCUGGAAAAUAUGAGGGGCCACCCCUCUCUGCUGCUGCUAUACAUGGCAUUAACCACCUGCCUGGAUACUUCACCCAGUGGGGAGACAGACCAAGAAGUCUUCCUGGGUCCCCCAGAGGCCCAGAGCUUCCUGAGUAGCCAUACCCGGAUUCCAAGAGCCAACCACUGGGACCUGGAGCUGCUCACACCAGGGAACCUGGAACGGGAGUGUCUGGAAGAGAGGUGUUCCUGGGAAGAGGCCAGGGAGUAUUUUGAGGACAACACUCUCACGGAGCGUUUUUGGGAGAGCUACAUCUACAAUGGCAAAGGAGGGCGUGGACGAGUGGAUGUGGCCGGCCUGGCUGUGGGGCUGACAUGUGGCAUCCUGCUCAUUGUCCUGGCCGGCCUGGGAGCCUUUUGGUAUCUGCGCUGGCGACGGCACCGAGGCCAGCAGCCCUGUCCCCAAGAGGCCGGGCUCAUUAGCCCUCUGAGUCCUUUGAACCCUCUGGGCCCACCGACGCCCCUGCUUCCACCCCCACCCCCACCCCCAGGCCUCCCCACCUAUGAGCAGGCGCUGGCAGCCUCUGGGGUACACGACGCACCUCCACCCCCCUACACCAGCCUCAGGAGGCCUCACUGAAGAGCUGCUUUCGAGACCCGGCUCUCCGAACCGUGCCCCUGAUUCAUACCGGAUUCCGGAAGCCCCUAGGCCUCAUAGACGCCGAAGCUGGACUUGGAGUGGGGAAUGGUGGGAGUACGGGUCAUCCGGCCCGAGGCCUGCCCUGGCACACGCGUUUCCGCCGCGUAUGGAUAUACACAUGUUUUCGGCAACGUGUUCCCGUGUCCUGGCCCCUCACGGGCCCCCACACUCUCCUGACCGUGAGGGCACUGGCCAGUUCCGCCCCCGUGGUAGGCAGACGCGCGGGGAAAUUCGGACCCAGGAGCCCAGCCCCGGCUGUGCCAUCUUGUGUAUGGGCAGAUAUGACCUGACAGCCCCCUCCAGUGCCACAGGGUACGCACACACAGAGCCCUGCCUGUGCACACGCGUGUCUUCGUGCACUCCCCGUGCGGUACAGGGGCACUUCGUAACCCAGGGAAAGGGCGGGGGGCAUAUUUGCAAGCGUGCUCGGUGCGGGCAGGCUCGCAUUGCACCCAGGGAGCUGGAGUUGAGCUGUUCCCCUAAAUAAAAACCCUUCGGAAAGGAGACCAAAAAAAGCAGAAAUAAUGCAAAAAAUAAUAAUGAAAUGAACUGCGAUCCCGGGCG
Molecule: messenger RNA, 1386 nt
Organism: Pan troglodytes (chimpanzee)
Lineage: Eukaryota; Metazoa; Chordata; Mammalia; Primates; Hominidae
Gene: PRRG2
Product: proline rich and Gla domain 2
Exons: 8
Coding region: 154-762 (202 amino acids)
Cellular component (GO): extracellular region; plasma membrane
Molecular function (GO): calcium ion binding
Source: RefSeq, a predicted model, not a curated record